Molecule: messenger RNA, 1643 nt
Organism: Ceraceosorus guamensis
Lineage: Eukaryota; Fungi; Basidiomycota; Exobasidiomycetes; Ceraceosorales; Ceraceosoraceae
Product: putative alpha-amylase
Exons: 3
Coding region: 111-1550 (479 amino acids)
Biological process (GO): carbohydrate metabolic process
Molecular function (GO): calcium ion binding; hydrolase activity, hydrolyzing O-glycosyl compounds
Source: RefSeq, a predicted model, not a curated record
AGUCAGGUUUCGCUUGACACGUCAGUACGAGGUCCUCAUCAGAGAUCCCUCUAGUCUAUGACCAGCAUCUUCUCUCAGCACCACACCCUCCCUCACCCGCACCGCUGACAAUGUCUUCAGCAGCGAACAAGCACCACUCCGAGGCGGCCCACGCGCCAGUGAUGCUUCAGGGGUUCGAGUGGAACACGCCAGCUGGAGGUAAUCACUGGCAAUGGUUGAGAGACAAUGCUGCGCGAUUUGCCGCCAUGGGCAUCACUGCGAUCUGGAUCCCACCUGCCACCAAGGGAGGUAAUCAGGAUGGCACAGGGUACGACAUUUACGAUAUGUGGGACCUGGGAGAGUUCGAAAAGAAGCCGGGAGAAGGAGACGGGACGAGAACGAAGUAUGGUACCAGACAACAGCUCGAGGAGUGCAUUGGCGCGCUCAAGCAGCACCACAUUGUCGUGUACAUGGACCUGGUCUGGAAUCACAAAGAUGGAGCCGAUGGGACAGAGAAUUUCAAAGCUAUCAAGGUGGACUCCGAGAAUCGUUCCAAGGAUAUCUCUGAGCCGAUAGAGAUCGAGGGAUGGACCAGCUUUACAUUUCCCGGUCGUCAAGCGAAGCACAGCGGAUUUCAAUGGAGCUUCAACCACUUUACGGGGGUAGACUAUGAUAACAAGUCUGGAGACAAGAGCAUCUACAGGAUCGUGGGCGAAGGAAAAGAUUGGGCGGAUGAUGUAGAUGAGGAAAAGGGUGGAUUCGACUUUUUGCUAGGAGCGGAUAUCGAUCAUGCUCAUCCAGAUGUGCGGGAGGAAUUCACGAGGUAUGCCAAGUGGCUCGUCAGAACAUUUCCAAUUGCCGGAAUGCGCUUCGACGCCGUAAAGCACUUCUCCCGCACCUUUUUGGCAUCCAUGGUCAAAAUCAUGCGCGAAGAAGCUCGGCAUGUAAGGAAGGAAGCUGGCAAGGAGCCCUUUGAGGAGACAGAUGGGCCAUGUCUCUUUGCAGUUGGCGAGCUCUGGAAAGACUCUAUCGAGACGAUUGUGCAUUACGUGACAAAUUUUGAAGGAGAGCAGAUGAGUUUGUUUGAUGCACCUCUUCAUUACAAUUUCAAGGAGGCUAGCGAUGCAGCGGAGAAUUUUGAUUUGAGGAAAGUUCUGGAUGGCACGAUGAUGCAAAAAAGACCCAUCGAUGCUGUCACCCUCGUCGAGAAUCAUGAUACGCAACCCGGUCAAUCGCUGGCGUCGCCGAUUUCUGCUACCUUCAAGCCUUUGGCGUAUGCUCUAAUUCUUCUUCGCGCCGAAGGAUAUCCCUGCGUAUUCCUCGGCGAUCUGGAUGGCUGCCACGCCGAAGGAGACUCUCAACCUUCUGUGCCCAAGAUGAACGAUCUGGACAAGUUUAUCAAGGCGAGAAAGUACUUUGGCGCUGGUGAACAGAGGGAGUACUGGGAUCAUCCCAAUUGUAUCGGAUGGGUCAGGACGGGGGCGGGCGAGAAUGGUGGAUGUGCUGUGGUCCUAUGCAAUGGAAGUGGAGAUGGAGAGAAGAGGAUGGAAAUCGGCAAGGUGCGCUUUUGAGUCUCUGUUGCUGCCCUGCUGCAGCGCUGCGUUGACCGUCCAUCCAACUUGGCGUGCUGCAGGACCACGCAGGAGAGAAGUGGAUAGACGUGA